Molecule: messenger RNA, 5520 nt
Organism: Apus apus (common swift)
Lineage: Eukaryota; Metazoa; Chordata; Aves; Apodiformes; Apodidae
Gene: ASB1
Product: ankyrin repeat and SOCS box containing 1
Exons: 5
Coding region: 20-1018 (332 amino acids)
Biological process (GO): protein ubiquitination; intracellular signal transduction
Cellular component (GO): ubiquitin ligase complex
Molecular function (GO): protein binding
Source: RefSeq, a predicted model, not a curated record
GAGGAGGAGGCGGCCGGUGAUGGCGGAGGGCGGCCCGGGCGGGCAGGCGGGCCGGCAGCUGAAGGAGUGGCUGCGGGAGCAGUUCUGUGACCAGCCCCUGGAGCGCGGCGGCCGCGGCUCCCGCCUGCACGAGGCGGCCCACGCCGGGGACCUGCCCGCCCUCAGCAGCCUGCUGCAGGAGGAGGGCUGCCUCAGCCGGAUCAAUGAGAAGUCGGUGUGGUGCUGUGGCUGGUUGCCCUGCACGCCGCUGCGCAUCGCCGCCACCGCCGGCCACGGCCCCUGCGUCGAGUUCCUCCUCCGCAAAGGGGCCGAGAUCGACCUGGUGGAUGUCAAGGGGCAGACUGCCCUCUAUGUGGCCGUGGUCAACGGGCACCUGGAGUGUGCCAAGAUCCUCCUGGAAGCUGGGGCUGACCCCAACGGCAGCCGGCACCACCGCAGCACCCCUGUCUACCACGCGGCGCGGGUGGGACGGGCAGACAUCCUGCAGGAGCUGAUCAGGUACGGAGCAGACGUGGAUGUGAAUCAUCACCUCCCUUCCCGGGACCCCAGCCUCUCCCUGCGGCCCCUCACCACCCUGGUGGUCUGUCCACUCUACAUCAGUGCUGCCUACCACAACCUCCAGUGCUUCCAGCUGCUUCUCCAGGCUGGAGCCAACCCGGAUUUUAACUGCUGUGGGCCCAUCAACAUCCAGGGCUUCUCCAGGGGCUCCCCGGUAUGUGUGAUGGACGCUGUCCUGCGGCACGGCUGCGAACCUGCCUUUGUCCACCUCUUGAUUGACUUUGGAGCCAAUCUGAACCUGGUGAAAGUGGAGGCCUUGGGAGUUGAAUCCACUGGAAGGAUCAGAGUCAACCCUGAGGCUAUGGAGGUGUUCAAGGAAGCAAGGGGCCGCCCCCGGAGCCUCUUGUCCCUCUGCCGCAUCGCUGUCCGAGGAGCGCUUGGCAAAUCUCGCCUGGAUCUGAUCCAUAUCCUUCCAAUCCCAGACCCCAUUAAACAAUUUUUACUUCACCAACACAGUUAAAAGGGCAACUGGCUGCUCUCUGAGACAGCUGGAUUUGUUCAACGAGCGCCCUGAUAAAGCCAGGUGCCCAUCCCAGCCCUUCCCCCCCGCAGGGAGAUGCUGUGGUGCUCAUGACGUGCACAUCACGCCCUGCCCCUGUGACUUUUUUCCCCUCCAGAUUUAGGGUGCAGUGAUUUUGUGUGUCUAUUCUUAAGCUACUGGUUAUCUUAAGUGGUGAUCCCUUGUUUGCAGCUGGUUGGGUGAUCAGGCCACUAAGGUAUGUGUGGCUGUUACAUGAGCAACUUCAAGAUAUCCUAUAGCUCUUGGUAAAUGACUCUUAGGUGUGACUCCACCUCUGUUAUUGCUCUGCCUAUGCACACCUUGGGUCUCAGCUGCUCAUCUGCCUGGGGAAAGCGUCCAUAUUUAAGCCUUUCCUCUUCCUGUAGCAUCUAAGGGAGUCCCUCCUCACCUUGCUGAGGGUUUUACAGCAGCACUCUUCUCCUUCUGCUGUCAGUGCCUGGCCUUUCUCUUCCCUAUGAAGUCUGUAUCUUCUUCUGUCUUCUGCUGGUGUGAAAUGCAUCCAGGUUUCCUGCCCAGUGCUUGGAAAAUUGUAUCUGUGUCUCUCCAAGCUGCUGACUUGGCUUUCUUUGUGUAGAGGCCCUAAUGGGAGAGUAGCAGAACAAGUCAUCCUACCCUGUCUAAGAUGUUCCUGCAGAGCACCAGGUCUGCUGUGGCAGCUUGGCUCUCCUUCCAGCUCUGUGAUGGACAAGGUGGGAGUUGGCUGGUCCUCCUCCUGACUGCCUGGGGCUGGAGGAAUUCUGGUGACCACCCUAGCACAGGUGGAAAAACGUGGAGAGAGGAAAAGAUAAUUGUCACCUCUGGAAACUCACAGCCUCUUGUGGGCCCAUGAUCCCUAUGAUUGAGUCACCACUCUGUGUGUUGGUGGGACAAGGCUUGUUAUGCUCAGAUGAAGCCACCACGUGAACCUGAAAGAUUUCUGAGCUGCUUAUUGUUUUGUUUUUUUUUAAAGUAAGAAUCUCCUGCUCACUGAAAAAUAGGUUGGGAUAUUUGGGAGCGACCAGGAGCAACAGGGGAGCAGCUGCUGAGUUAAACUGUUGUGUUGCUCUGUGGGAUGGCAGCUGAUGAUUCUCAUCUGUGUGAUCAUGAAGAAAAAGACACUAUGAAUGGUCCCUAGAUGCUUGCAGUGUUGCAGUGAUUUGGAUGUUCUUGAAGGUUCAGUAAAGCAGCUGACAUUGCACAGCACAUAGAAGUUCCUACAUACCUUUGACUCCCUAACCCAUGGUGGCAGCAUGGCCAGAGAAAACCCUCCCAGGUCUUUCUGUUUGCGUGCUGCUUCUACCAGCUGUGUGGAAAAGGGAGAGGAAAGGACUGUUGGCCUUUUCUUGAAGAGUUAGAGGGUUGUGUGCUUCUAAAUGCAGUGUUGCAUCCAGCAGCACUUUUGAUUUCCAGUGCCUCUUCUAUUGCUGUUUGCCUUCAGAGAGCAAAGUAGACAUUCUCAAAAUAGCAACUUUAGAAGGACAGAGAUGAUGGUUGCUCAGGAUCUUGAGUAAAAAUCCAGGUGAUAACUGUUUUUUGCCUUUACUUACUGAUUCUUUCUAGUCCCUGUGUUAAAACUUGAUUUUUUUUUGGACUAGUUUUUCUUUGCCAGAUGUUCUGCCCGUGCAGUGGGGUAUUUUUUCCAGAUGUGGUCCUAAAGGUGCCAGGGGUUUGUUUCUUGUAUGGGAUCAGUGCCUAGGAACCUGUGGUUGAGAGCUGAGUGUGGGAUGGCAAGGACAGUGAGUCAGCUUCUCCUUGGAAUGGGGUCUUGCUCUGGUCCCUCAUCUCCUUGACGCCCCAGGGUGACAGGGAACUGGGGUUCAGCUGCCUUCCAGUUUGGCUCUGAAUUCCUUUGCCUGACAGCCCUGGUUAUCCUGCCUCUGUAGGAGCACAUCCCAUAGAUUUGCCCCAUUGGUCUUGGCACUAGUUCCAAAGUGUUUUUUUUCCAGAGGCAUAAAUGAGUGGAAAGUCACAGUUCAGUUUCUGGUCCUCCCACCAUGGGAUGUAUUUAGGAUGGAGUUCCAUGAGCAAUGAUGGACUUCUUGGGAUGUUUUACUACCUGCUGAAGAGCAGGUGGCUUUCCAGGAUGCUUUCAGAGAAGGAGGAAGGGCAGGAAAAGUGCAGUCCCUGGUUGUUUCCUGUUAUUUCAAUUCCAUGGCCAGGCCUGGAAGGUCCCAGCUAGCCCCUUGUGUUGCUCUGCUCACUGAUUUUAGGAUAAGGUGGCAAAAUUUGCACUUCUAAGAACAGACUGAACACUCAGUGCUCAGAUCAUUGAAUCAUGGAGUGGUUUGAGUUGGAAGGGAUAGAAAGAUCAUCCAGUUCCAACCCCCCUGCCACAGGCAGGGACACCUCCCACCAGCCCAGGUUGCUCCAAGCCCCAUCCAACCUGCCCUUCAACACUGCCAGGGAUGGGGCAGCCACAGCUUCCCUGGGCAACCUGGGCCAGGGUCUCACCACCCUCACAGCCCAGAAGUUCUUCCUGAUGUCUCACCUCCAUCUCCCCUCCUCCAGUUUUAAUCCAUUCCCCAGAUACCAAAGCAAAGGAUACUUCCCAAGCCCUCAGGUGAGAUAUAGCAGCAGGGAUAUGUAUCUGCAGAUGUGCUUUCCAGGUGAGAAGGCAGGACUUUGGUGCUGUUUCCCUUUCAGGCUUGCAGAUGGUUUAGGUUUUCACUGUGCUGGAGGCCAGGGCAGCCCACGAGCAUGUUGCCUGAGAGCUGCACUCUUGCUUUUAUAGGAGUGUGAACAUGCCUGAGAGAUGCAAACAGGUUGUAAAGCCUCUUGUCACCUUGCUGGUGGAACCAUAAUGUUUUGCAGAAGCACGGGCUGGAAUGUGCCCUCUGGCUCUGCUGUGCAAAGGCAGACAAUGAGGGAGGUUGUCUUGAGAGACUGAAGAGCAGCUUCUGGCCAUGCACGGAGUCAGUACCUGGUGCUGAUAUGGUUCCUUUGUAGUUCCCUCCACCCUGGGUGAGCUCAGGGUGGAGAGUUUGGCCCCUGCCAGUUUGUUCUUUGCUCAGAAUUUGGGGUUUGGUGAUGGUGGUGCACCAACCUUGUGCUGGACUUUCUGCUUAUGGGGAUUUCUUUUCACCUCAAGCUUGAAGGACUACCUGGGUUCUCAAGUCCCAACAGAUGUGGAGUCCAAAGGACUCCCCUGACCAUGAAUGUCUCCAUCCCCCCUACCAUGGAUAUCUCCACCCCCCCAUCCACAGGUCAAAGGAUGGUUCUCCCAACCCAGCAGCAAGCAAGCUUGAAGUUCAGCAGUCACUUGGGCGUUUGCUGCAUGAAAGCUUUGAAGUGCAGGAGACAUUUUGCCUGGACUACCCACCCAACUCCCAUCUCACCUGCAGGUCUGUGCCUCGUGCAGAGAGGUCUUGGUAUUAAACCUGGAUGGUCUUUCUUCUGGCUUGAGGGGCUCCAACUCAGGGGGACAACUCCCAGAGUAUUGAGCCCUAAAUCCCUGUGCACAUCAGUUGCUGAGGCUACAUAAACCCAGUGACAGGGCUUAAUAUCUAGACUUGGAAGAUCUGGAAUGUUCCUCCUAGGGAAAUGAUCAUGAAUCCCAAAAUAGAUUCAUGACAUUCACAGACCUUGGUGUCCUGUAGGGCCAAAACCAGUGUCCUCUGCCUGUCUUGUCCUUUUCAACCCAGGAAACAACAGUCUUCCAAAAUGAAAUCUGAGUAAACAUGUGCAUAUUAUUUAUCUUCCCACUGGAGGAACAGCAUUUACUUUUUGCCUUAGCUCAGACUUCACCUUUUCCUCCUGUGUAGCAAAGCAUUUUCUUGUGGCAAAAUGGUUUCUCCAUGUUGUCCAUGGGGCAUAACAGAACAAAUGAGUGUCCUGAAGUCACGGGUGGGAAAUGAGACCUGUUUUCUUGCUGCACAGUAUAGAAAGCUGUGCAUUGUGUGGCCUUGCUGUGAGCCUGGGUGGGAUGGGAUAACAAGAUUUGGAAAAUGGUUCAAGAAACCAAACCAGAUCUGGGAUAAGCAAAGCAGAUCCAAAGCAGGUUUUGUUGUGUUGUUUUUUUUUUUUCAUGUGGGCUUUGUUGCUAGAGGGGAUUUCCAGAGCAUGGAAUGCUGGUAGCUGGGACCCAAAUACCAUUUCCUGCUCUUUGGGGGGGCUGUGCAAAAAGCAGAGGAGCAGCAUCUGUUGGGUUGAAGUGUUUGGGUUUGGGGUUUUUUUUUUGUUUGUUUGUUUUUUUUCCCAUUCCUAAAGUCAAGUAAAGCACUUUUUACACCACAACCAGGCUCGGAGGUCCAGCACCUCUUCAGCCCUUCCUUUUUCCAGUGAAGGAACCCACUCAGGACAGAGCAGGGCUGACCAAGUCCCCACUUUUAAGAAGCCCAAACCUGUUGGGUUUGCCCAGGCUGAAACGCUUGUGCAAGGGCAGGCAGGUGAGACCUGGGAGGAGACAGGAGGUAUUGUGGUGGGCCUGGAUUCAUGUGUGGCUGAAUAAAGAUGUUCCCCUGCAA